GGAGACACACCUGGACACGGCGGUGGGCGUGUCCGUGGCGGUGACGUCACUCUGACGCAGCCGCCUCUUUGGUUACUCCGGAAGUUUGCGGAAGUUCUAGAGCAGAAGUUUGUCAUCGGAGCCGCGUCGCUUGGUGAGAGCGGGAGACAGCAGAGAUGGAGCUCCGCGCCGAGAAGAUCCAGCGGAUCCUGUCCAAGUACAAGUUCCGGGAUUUGGCCGUUGAGGAGCUGGAGAAAGUGAACCGGGUCUACCCGGAGAUGCAGGUGUCCACGGCCACGUUCACGUUCAGCGACAGCACACAGAAAGACCUCCUUAAAAUAACGGGGGUCAUCCCUGUGAAGUAUGAAGGUCGCUCGUACAACUUCCCCAUCCAGCUGUGGCUCCUGGACUCGUUCCCCUUCACCCCCCCCAUCUGCCUCCUCAAGCCCACGUCCAGCAUGGUCAUCAGGGAGGGCAAACACGUGGACGCCAAGGGGCGGGUCCACCUGCCCGGACUGCACACCUGGGACUAUCCAAAAUCCUCAGUCGUGGGUCUCCUGCCGGAGAUGAUCGCCAAGUUUGAGGAGGAUCCUCCAUUGUCCUCGAAGGCCUCAGGAGAAGCUAAAAACCCACACGAGCUCCUGGCUUUCGUCUCCAACCUGCAGCUCAACGAUGGUGGAGUCCAGCAUCAGGACCAGCUGGGUGGAAAAGUAACGGUCAUCGGAGGAGGAGACCUGGGAAUGGCGUGUGUGACCAGCAUUCUAGCAAAGUGUCAUGUGGAUAAACUUGUUUUCAUUGACGUGGCAGAGAGCUCCACCAAAGGUGGCAGCACAGAUUUAGAGAUUUUCAGUCUACCAAAGGUCACCGUGUCUGCAGACCUGUCCGCCUCUGCGGGCUCCAGGGUUGUCGUGGUAACGGCGAACGCCUGGAGCAGCGAGCAGUCGUACGCGAGAGUUGUCCAGACCAACGUCGACCUGUACAGAAGCAUCAUCCCCACCGUGGCGCAUCUCAGCCCCAACGCCAUCCUGCUGAUUACAUCACAGCCAGUGGACAUCAUGACUCACGUCGCCUGGAGGCAGAGCGGCCUCCCCCCGACCCACGUGAUAGGGGCGGGCUGUAACCUGGACUCGGAGAGGCUCAACCACAUCCUGAACAUCAACCUGAACACCCGCAAACCCGCCUGGGUCCUGGGAGAACUCUCCGACAACAAAUUCGCAGUGAUGAGUAACAUCAGCCCGAACUCCAGCUCCACUCCUGAGAUUUCUCCAGGAUCCACGUCCACCAAACCUCUGCUGGACCGAGCUUUUGGGAUGAUGAAGAACAGAGGCCAGCGGUCGUGGUCCGUGGGUCUGUCUGUGGCCGACAUCACUAACAGCGUUCUGACGGACAGGAAGAAGACGCACUCCGUCACCACGCUGGCUCAGGGCUGGGGGGGCAUCGGUACGGAGGUGUUCCUCAGCCUUCCCUGCAUCAUGGGAGUGAACGGUUCCACCCGCCUGGUUGGAGCGCUGCUGGGUCCGGAAGAGGACGCCAGACUGCGGGAAAGCGUGGCGUCCCUGUCCGACCUCAUGAGCCAGCUCAGGAUAUAGAGGAGGGGGCAGCCAACCAACCCACGGGGGGGGUUGGACUGUCCCGCAGCCAACCUGCGGGAGGGUCUCGCUGGAGCUACCAAGGUUUUUAGGAGAUCGGUUUUCUCUGACAGAGGAAUUUUUUUACUGUUUUCUGCAGAAAUGUUCACUAAAUUAUUACUGAAAGCA
Oryzias melastigma (Indian medaka) is the source of this 1736-nucleotide messenger RNA. It is a transcript of the gene uevld, whose product is annotated as UEV and lactate/malate dehyrogenase domains. The record is from RefSeq and is a predicted model, not a curated record. The transcript is spliced from 12 exons. Bases 156 to 1568 code for a protein of 470 amino acids. Gene Ontology annotation, molecular function: oxidoreductase activity, acting on the CH-OH group of donors, NAD or NADP as acceptor. Lineage: Eukaryota; Metazoa; Chordata; Actinopteri; Beloniformes; Adrianichthyidae. Gene Ontology annotation, biological process: carboxylic acid metabolic process; protein modification process; protein transport.